Molecule: messenger RNA, 1223 nt
Organism: Paramisgurnus dabryanus
Lineage: Eukaryota; Metazoa; Chordata; Actinopteri; Cypriniformes; Cobitidae
Gene: ren
Product: renin
Biological process (GO): angiotensin maturation
Molecular function (GO): aspartic-type endopeptidase activity
Source: RefSeq, a predicted model, not a curated record
AUGAAAGUUCACUACUUGGCUCUUCUAUUGCUGUCACUGUCAGCGACCAGCACAAAGGCUUUAUGGAGGAUAAAACUGAAAAAAAUGCCAUCCAUAAGAGAAAACCUCAAAGAAAUGGGCAUCACACAAGCUCAAGUGUUAUCACAGAUUAUGCCGAAAACAGUUGAACCUUCACCCAAAAAUGGCACAGCACCAACACCUCUGAUCAACUACUUAGAUACACAAUACUUUGGUGAAAUUAGCAUUGGUUCACCAGCUCAGAUGUUUAAUGUGGUGUUUGACACUGGUUCUGCCAACCUCUGGAUUCCCUCACACAGUUGUUCUCCUUUAUACACGGCCUGCUUCACGCACAACAGGUAUGACGCUUCCAAAUCUCUCACUCACAUUUACAACGGCACAGGAUUCUCCAUCCAGUAUGCAUCAGGAAAUGUCCGAGGAUUUCUGAGCGAAGAUGUGGUUAUUGUGGGUGGUAUCCCAGUGGUCCAAGUGUUUGCCGAAGCAACAGCUCUCCCUGCUAUCCCGUUCAUUUUUGCCAAGUUUGAUGGAGUGUUGGGAAUGGGCUAUCCAAAUGUAGCUAUUGAUGGAAUUACACCUGUAUUUGAUCGCAUCAUGUCACAGCGUAUCCUAAAAGAGGAUGUUUUCUCUGUGUACUACAGUAGGGACCCAAAACACAUACCUGGUGGAGAGUUGGUGCUGGGUGGCACAGACCCAAACUACCACACUGGAUCUCUCCACUAUAUCAAUACCAAAGAGGAAGGCAAGUGGGAGAUCCUCAUGAAGGGAGUUUCUGUUGGAGCGGAUAUGCUGUUUUGCGCAAAAGGCUGCAGUGCUGUAAUUGAUACAGGCUCCUCCUACAUCACAGGCCCCGCCUCCUCUAUUUCUAUUCUGAUGAAAACAAUCGGUGCAACUGAACUGGCAGAGGGAGAGUAUACUGUGAGCUGUGAUCUGGUCAAGUCAUUACCCAGUGUGGCCUUUCAUCUUGGUGAUCAGGAAUAUCCUCUUACAGAAGAGGACUAUAUUCUCUGGCAAUCAGAGUUUGGUGAGGACAUCUGCACAGUGACAUUCAAAGCGUUGGAUGUGCCUCCCCCUACUGGUCCUGUCUGGAUACUGGGAGCAAACUUCAUAGCUCGAUAUUAUGCUGCGUUCGAUCGAAGAAACAAUCGCAUUGGCUUUGCUCGUGCAGUCUAACAUUUAAUGGGUCCAAUUUAACGUUUACUGCGUUC